AUGUCGGGGCCAGCAUGCGGUGUGUGCGGUGCGGCCGCCUGCUGCCGGCACCUCUUCCACACCGGCGAUGACAACGAUGACCUCAACAGCCGGGCCUUGUUCUCCGUCUUCCCUGCGGUUCACCAUCAUGAGCCCAGCCCCAAGAUGCAGCAGCAACCACAGGGGUGUCUGCACGAGUUCCAGUUCUUUGGCCAUCAGGACGAUGAUGAUCACCAAGAAAGCGUCGCCUGGCUCUUCGACCACCCGCCGCCACCUGCGCGCGAGGUCGGCGAUGACGACCGGUCCCCAGCUGAGAACCAGCCUCAUCACCGGGCGUUUGACCCGUUUGGGACGCAGUACCACCACCCAGGAAACGGCCUCACCUUUGAGGUGGACGCCAGGCUGGGCCUCGGCAGCGGGGGCGCCGCCCGGCAAACGCAGACAUCAGCAGCAAGCGCCACCAUCAUGUCAUUCUGUGGGAGCACAUUCACGGACGCAGCAAGCUCGAGGCUCAAGGAGCCAACCCUGACCGAUGACAGUCGGCUGCAAAUGCCGAUAGAUCAGUCAACGGAGAGGGAGCUCAAGUUGAUGAGGUACAAGGAGAAGAGGAUGAGGAGGUGCUAUGAGAAGCAGAUAAGAUAUGCAUCCAGGAAAGCCUAUGCGCAGGUGAGACCCCGGGUGAAAGGCCGCUUUGCCAAGGUAACCGAAGCCUGCUCCGCCACAGCAGACAACGUUGGUACCGACCACCUGCUGUGA
Molecule: messenger RNA, 735 nt
Organism: Miscanthus lutarioriparius
Lineage: Eukaryota; Viridiplantae; Streptophyta; Magnoliopsida; Poales; Poaceae
Source: the annotation of a GenBank genome assembly